Messenger RNA from Alternaria viburni, 2829 nucleotides. RefSeq lists its product as uncharacterized. Gene Ontology annotation, biological process: protein phosphorylation. Lineage: Eukaryota; Fungi; Ascomycota; Dothideomycetes; Pleosporales; Pleosporaceae. The transcript is spliced from 2 exons. Gene Ontology annotation, molecular function: protein kinase activity; ATP binding. The record is from RefSeq and is a predicted model, not a curated record. The coding region runs from base 1 to 2829 and encodes 942 amino acids.
AUGGACAAUCUGGUCGAAAGCAUUGAAAGCUUGCGUUUCAAGAACAAGAAUAUCGAGGGCCGAUUUUUCGUCCCUGGGGGAGAGUUGAUCAGUGUAAUGUCUGAGCCUCGAAUUCGCAUGGCUCUCCAUGAACUUGGGCUACCCUUGUAUCAACACGAAGAGAUUCUUGGUAGAAUCGUCAAAGGGGCGAGGCGUUGCUUUGCCAUUCUACUCUUGAUAAAAUGCGGUCGCUUGAUUCUGGACUUCUUUAGCAAAGAUGCUCUGCAAAGGUCGCAUCCUGACGAUCGUCUCCCGUUCGAACCAAGCUCACUUGCCGCAUUGUUCGGUGUAGAAGUUGAUGAUCUUAAGGUGCAGCGCUUUCUCGAGAAGCAAUGGGAAUUCUCCACUCCGUUCUUUUCCCGGAUGCUGUUGACGCGCGAACUCGCGCAAGGGACAAUACUCCCUAUCAUCCAUCAAGAGUCGAUAGGUGAGGGUUCUUUCGGAAGUGCAUACAUAACCACGAUACAUCCUCAAUGUCAUGAACUGCCCAUCGCAGCAAACAAGGUCGUGAGAAAGGAGAUCAAGAAGUCUGCGGGACAAGCAGAGCAUGCUUUCGCGCAAGAGCUCCGCAAUCUGUCCCUGUUAUCGCAUCUCAAACACCCGAACCUUGUAGAGCUUUUCUGCUCCUACCGCUUUCGCGAUACUUAUACGUUCGUGUUUGAUGAGGCAAACGGGGGUACUCUUGCGCAGCUGCUUCGCGGAGACUUAGUAGCGCCGUAUUUCUCGAAUCCCGAACCCUCAUCACGUCACAAUCAUCCGCUGUUCGCAGCUUUGGCGGACCUCGCUUCUGCUGUUGAAACUGUACACAACUUCUCUUCGGUUGUACUGGAUGUGAAGCUGACAGGAUGCCACCACGACAUAGCUCCACGUAACAUCUUCAUCCGUGAUAAGACUCUUGUUCUCGGAGACUUUGGGCUAUCUACCUUCAAAGCUCAAGAAGAGGGUUCCUUGACAGCUUUCAAGGAGAUUAGAUCAGACUACGCCGCACCCGAAUGCCAGCGAUUUCAUGACACUCUGAUUCGAACCGCCGAGGUCACCAGAGCAAGCGACAUAUGGUCUUUUGGUUGUAUCCUUGCUGAGGUCGCAACAUUCUUGGCCGAAGGCUCUAAGGGGGUGAAGAAGUUCCGAGAAGCUCGGUAUCACGAAGUGACGAACGAGAUAACUUGGUUCAGAUUCCACCACGGGCCCGCUGGGCCAAGCGUUGAAGUGCAAAACUGGCUGAUGUCACUUCGACAGCGCAGCACAAGCCCAGGAACCUCGCUCAUAACGCUUUGCGAAGAGAUGUUAUCUUUCGAACCUACACAGCGUCCGCGGGCAGUGGAAGUCAUGCUAAGUUUGCAGUACAUAGCUGUGUUUGGCCUGGCUCGUCUCGUAUCAGCAGCUUGGGAGCAGCUUGGAGACUUGAAGGGUGCCGCCGAUCUAAGACUGGGGCGAAUGAAUUUCGAAGGUUGGAGUAAUGCGUUUGAGACAUUCUAUCACGACAGGCUACGUCAGCAGCCCCAAGGUGACGAGGUACCGACAUUCCAGUUUGAGCUGAUUCAAAGCGAGCUCCAAGGCAUGUCCACGUUUCUCGACAGUCUCGCAGAUAAGAACGACGACUACAGACGCCGAUGUUCCAAGCAGGUCCAACAAAUCCAUGUUCGGUUACUCGGUGCACUCCCCAUUCAUUGCCGCGACUUGGCCAAAACUCACGCGGAACAAUUGGUAUUGCAAGACGUCCAAAUCGAUGAGUUCGAUUUCGGCCCGGCGGCAGGGGCCAGUAAUGCUGUGAGCCAUGAACUCGGCUUACUCGUUACUGUGAAGCUGUUGAUCGAAAAGGAGCGGCUGGGGCUUCUGAGCGAAAAGCGUGGUCUCUUCCUUAAAGAUCAGGAUGUCAAACUGCUCGAUGACAUUGAGCAACAUACCCGGGCUUUAAUAGAGCGAAGCGAGGGUAGAUUCCUGGUAGAAUGGGUGGAAUACAGCUUUGCGUGGGCAGAUGACGAGACGGGAAGACAGUUCCGGGACCGUGUUGCUUCGGUAGCAAGCUUACUGCACAAUGACGACGCCGCCCGGAUUCCGAGUACUCUGCAUUGCCGAGGGUUAUAUCAUCGCCCUUCCAGAAGGUCGUUCGGUUUGGUGUAUGAGCUACCCAGCUCGUCGGACGAAAACUUGCAAAUCCUGACAUUGAAUCAAAUGCUUCAUGGAGGCUUGUCCUAUCGUCCCACCCUCGAAGGCCGUAUACGUCUCGGCUAUGCCUUGUCGCGAGCGGUUUACCAGUUCCAUUCGGUGGGGUGGUUGCAUCGUAAUCUCAACCCGACAAAUAUCUUGUUUUGUCCAGCGAAGGAAGCAGACCGAAAAGAGUGGGCACAAACACCGAUCAUGCUAGGAUUCGCCAGCAGUCGACAGAACGAGGCGGACGCUGCUACACUUGGUCCUGACAACAGGCUGAACUACCACCACCCGGACUAUCUGCAGAACAGAUCGAGAUAUUGUCAGGAGUACGACUAUUACAGCAUGGGUAUGAUGCUUUUAGAAAUCGGACAUUGGGCGCCACUGGUGAAGCUUACUGAGAGUAAGCGGUUCCGCAGCCUGGGGCCGGAGCAGUUCACCAAGGAGAUUUUGGACACGCGUCUAGCCCAGGUUGAGCUCACAAUGGGAUCGCGUUAUCAACGUGUGGUAAUGAGUUGCCUGAGCGGCCACUUUGCUGCCAGGGGAAGAACUGGGCGCGAGGACGACGACUUGGUUCUGCGUAGGAUGUUCAAAGCUGAUGUUGUCGACGCGUUGGAUGAGCUUUUUAGCGCUGUUAGGUAG